Molecule: messenger RNA, 689 nt
Organism: Colius striatus (speckled mousebird)
Lineage: Eukaryota; Metazoa; Chordata; Aves; Coliiformes; Coliidae
Gene: EDF1
Product: endothelial differentiation related factor 1
Exons: 5
Coding region: 66-512 (148 amino acids)
Cellular component (GO): nucleus
Molecular function (GO): DNA binding
Source: RefSeq, a predicted model, not a curated record
GGCGGGCCCUGGGCCGCAGUCCCUGAGCGGCGGGCGCGGCCCCGGGCGGCGGCGGUGUCGGUAACAUGGCGGAGAGCGACUGGGACACGGUGACGGUGCUGCGCAAGAAGGGCCCCAGCGCCGCCCAGGCCAAGUCCAAGCAGGCGAUCCUGGCGGCCCAGCGCCGCGGCGAGGACGUGGAGACCUCCAAGAAGUGGGCAGCAGGCCAAAACAAACAACACUUCAUUACAAAGAACACGGCCAAGCUCGACCGGGAGACAGAAGAGCUGCACCAUGACCGGGUUCCGCUGGAGGUGGGCAAAGUGAUCCAGCAGGGCCGGCAGAGCAAGGGCAUGACACAGAAGGACUUGGCCACGAAAAUCAACGAGAAACCCCAGGUUAUCGCUGACUACGAGUCGGGCAGAGCCAUCCCCAACAACCAGGUGAUGGGCAAGAUCGAGAGAGCCAUUGGCCUUAAACUGCGUGGGAAGGACAUUGGGAAGCCGCUGGAGACCGGCCCCAAAGGGAAGUGACACCAAAGCCUCGAAAUCAGUUUGUCCCGACUGAUCUCGCCCGGCGGCUCCUGGCCGGCCCCGCUCCUGUCCCACCCUGCUGACCCACAGGGGCUUCAGCCUUGCUUUUGGGGAGGGGGAUCUGCCCACUCUGUACCUGCUGUAAAAAGGCAUCCCUUAAAGAAGCCAUUUUCCUCA